AUGUCCAGCUUGGGGGAAGCUAAAGAUGUUGACUUACCCAUCGAAGACGAAGUGAGCGCGAGGCGUGGCUAUACGGCUGCUCUUAGCAAUCCUAAGGUAUCGAAGAAGGACAAGCGCAAUGCAUUAGACCUUCUCAAUGAUGAGAUUGGCGGAGAUGCACCUCGACAUUACCUUGACGAGGGUCCGGAUCGGAGUAAAGACCCGAGUGAUCUAGCUGGUGUGGAAAGCGCUGAACGCGAAUCAUACUACACCCCUCAAGGCGAAAAAUGA
Molecule: messenger RNA, 270 nt
Organism: Penicillium digitatum Pd1
Lineage: Eukaryota; Fungi; Ascomycota; Eurotiomycetes; Eurotiales; Aspergillaceae
Product: RTA-like protein
Source: RefSeq, a predicted model, not a curated record